This is a messenger RNA of Oncorhynchus masou masou (cherry salmon), 3344 nucleotides long. RefSeq names its product interactor protein for cytohesin exchange factors 1-like. NCBI's taxonomy places the organism in Eukaryota, Metazoa, Chordata, Actinopteri, Salmoniformes, Salmonidae. Bases 682 to 1989 code for a protein of 435 amino acids. The record is from RefSeq and is a predicted model, not a curated record. The transcript has 10 exons.
AAUGAAUAUGUAUAUUGUUCUUUCAUUGCAGCAUUUUGGAACUGUAUGGUAGGAAUGUGUAUUUUGAGCUACCAGUUCUUUCAAAAAUCUGGUGUCGAAUUGGAGGCAUUUUCUUUGCCCAUCCAUGGACUAUGGCUACAUCAUGACCAUGGACCUGGAAAGAGUUAGUUUGCAUGUUUUUAUCAGCUGAUGUGACCUACAUUUUGGUUUGUAUGGCUCCAGGGCCUGAGGGUCCCUCCAUCAGACUCGUCAAUGUUCUCCGUGAGGAAUGCGGUCCCCCUGGGGUUUUCUAGGAGGAAGUUUGUCAAUAAUGCCAAUGUGAAGGAAACUGUUUCUCAAUGUCAGUGACAAUGUCGGUUUGGUUUGAAGACAUUAUGGGUCAUAGUUAUAAAAAGGGCUGACUACAAUCUUGUGCAAGUUCACUUAUGAAGAUUAAAUGCUAUGUACAAGGGUCAUGCUAUAAAUGGACACCAACUCAUCCAUGAUGCAAAGCAGUUCCCCCUUUUCUCUAAAUCAGGAGAGAUGUCAAAGUGGACCCUUUGAGAAUUGAAGUAUUGUACUCAGUCUAUUCAUUUAACAUGGGGGUAAAUAAUGUUUUGAAUUGAAAGGUCUGUCGAUAAACUGAAAAGAUCUCUCUCUCCCUGCCUGCAGGCUGCCUUCCCUAUAUCUCUGGCUCCCUCCAUGGCAGGUGAUGAUUACAACCCUGUUUCCCUGAGACAGAAACCCAAGAGGAAGACUCGAGGAGGCAAUGUGGCAAUGAGCAGACGGAGGGUCUCGGUUAAAGAGCUGGGGGAGUCGGACUACCAGGGCUGGCUCUACAGGAAGAAAGAAGGAAAGGCCUUCUUGGGUCUCAAAUGGAAAAAGUACUGGUUUGUGCUGAAGAAGACUUCCCUGUACUGGUACACUACUCAACUGGCAGAGAAAGCAGAGGGAUACAUUAACCUGACUGACUUCAUCAUCGACAGAGCCUUGGAGUGCAAGAAAAAAUAUGCCAUCAAAGCAUGUCACCCGCAAGUCAUGAUGUUUUAUUUUGCAGCUGAUACCUACGAGGAGAUGAACGUUUGGUUGAAUAAGCUUGGGCUUGCUUCAAUACAAUACGUACCAACAGAGAGCAACACUGCUGAGUGCUACAGUGAGGAAAGUGAUCACGAGGAGGCUGAGACGACAGAGGCUCCCCCUCCCCCAUACUCUGAGCAGAUGAACCAGGGCUCUGUGGAUGGUCCACCUGGCAGUGGACAUCAGGGUACCCUCCCUCCCCCCUACUCCUCUCCCCUUCCCAGUGAGACCAGUGGCUCCUUCUCCUCACCUGUCAGCACAAUGACAUCACAGAGUUCCGUGUCCUCACUGGCCAAGCAUCGUCAGUCCUGGCUGGACCUGGUCUCGCAGGCCUCUCCUGUUGUCGGGGAAACGGUGGUGUGCUCUGUGCAGGUCCACACACAUCGGCCCCCACAUAAUCAAGAGAACGAGGGGCCCCUACAGCACUACCAGGAGGCUUCAUCCUACCAGGACCCUCCAGGCAGCACAGCCAGGGAGGAGGACUUUAACCCCAGGGAGCAGAUAGAGGAGGUGGCUGUGCUAGAAAUAGGGACAGAAGAUGUGAACCAUGAAGCCACAUCUGAUGAGAUGGAGAGACUGUACAUCCACAUCAAGCAGGCCAACCUCUCUCCCAUAGGAGACCGCAAACCAUCCACCAAGAGGGACUUCAGAGCCUCCUUUAUAAAGAGAUGCAGAAACCAGGACGUUAACGAGAAACUGCACCUCAUCAGGACCCUCAACAGCACGCUAAAGGCAAAGGAGGCAGACCUGUUGACCAUUGAGCAGGUGCUGUCAGAACCCACCCCCUCCAGAUUCAGGGAAUGGAAAAAAGUCAACACACCUUUGCUCCAGGAGAUCUGUCUCAAGCAUGGACACCAGGUGGCAGCAGAGGUAGAGCCCUCCGCAGCAGCAGCCAAUGCCAUUGCUGUCCCCUUUGUAGAGACCAGUUUAUAAUGGAGUAGGAUGAAGUUGCCCCUAAACACUGAUCUAAGGUCAGUGUUGAGUUUACCCCACUAAUGCUUAUGGUUAAGAUUUGUGAUGGAUGAGCAGAUUGCGUUCAUGUGCCUAUGGGUAACUUUUACUCAGAAUGUUUAUAAGACUCACUGCCGUUAAUGUCUACCCAUAACCCAGUAGCACUAAGAGUUGUUCACAGGCAGCCUGGUCUCAUAGUAAACAUAAAUCCAGGAUGCUGAAAUUAGCAUGAUAUGUUACGUUUGGUUACAUAAGAUAGAAGAUUACUUAAAACAACAAAAACAGAGGGUGGUUUGUCGGGGUGGAUCUACUAAACAUGUUAGCUAAUCCUUUAACUUAACUCCUAACCUUAGCCUAGCUAGCAUUAGUCACCUGGCUAAACUAGCGAAUUGCAAUUUGUAACAUAUCAUAUGAAUUGUAAUUCAUGGCAUAUCAUCAGAAAUUGAUUGGCAGCCACAAAUUAAUACAUAUCAUACUAAAUGAAGGAAGACAGAUUGACAUUUUCUAUGAUUUACGUUUACUAUUACUCCUACCACCAUGUCCAGGUUGGCACAGGCCACAUUUUUAUCUAACUACAUAUGAUUGGAAGCAGCUCGUGUUGACUCUCCACUAAGUGGAAUCAUAAGAGGAAAGUGUAUAUUUUAAAGUUGGAGUUGAUGCAAACAUUGUAUUGUUGAUUGGAUGACAUUAUAUGGUUUUAUAUUGUUUAUGUUGUCAUUUAUCUUUUUAGGUUUAGAGAUGUAACAAUUUAGGUUUUUGUCUGUUGUGAUAUGUACAGUGUUUGCUUGCAUUUGUGUUAUCUCAAGUAGUGAGUGAUGGAACACUGGGUAAAUGUGUCCAUCUCUGAAAGCUAAUUUCCACAAGUGUUUGUUAUUUUGCAACAUGUUCGUUUGCCUAUAGGGCAAGGUUUUAUUUUCUAAUAGUUUUACAAACAGUUCAACAGACUUGCACUGCCUUGAAAUGUACAGUAUGUAAGCUUUUGAUACAAACUUUUGUGACUGUUAUCUUGGUUAUAUUUUGAUCAUGAUAUCGUUGUGGUUUUCCUAGAGACAUUUGAUCAUUCAACAUUGCUGUAUGUGAUAGCUGUUACAUUCAGGUCCUGAUACUUUCAUGGAGACGUUAUGUAAGCAUUCCAUUUUGUGCCAGCAACAAUGAAUCCUGAAUUGUAAUUUAUAUGAUUUAGCUGUGGAAAAUAUUUUGUUGUUUUAGCAUUGUAAAUAAAGUCAUUGUACAUAGGUAUAAAGUGUGUACAGUUCUAUUGUAUUUGAAUUGGUACAUUUUCAUUAAGUGACUGUAUAGAAAGAGUAAUAAAGAGUUCAAAUGCUCUGCAUUAUAAA